CCCCCCUCGCCCUCAGCGCGCCGGAGCGGUGCCGGGCCGGGCCGAGCGGGUCGAUGCUGCGCCGGGCCGCGCUGCUGCCCCGCGCCCUGGGCGGCGGCGGCUGCGGCUGCUGCGCGGCCCGCGGCUGGGCGGGCGCGGCGGGCGGCGGCUCCCGCCCGAGGGCCGCCCCGGGGCUGCCGCCGGGCCGCGCCUGGCGCCGGGCCGCGGCUGUGGCGGCGCUGCCGCCGGGCGCCCGAGGGCUGCGCUGGGCCGGUAGAUUUUACCUACAUGCCCCCACCGAGACCUCGCAAGCCACCCUAGCCAGCGUGUCUCCUGUGUUUGCCGUGAUGAAGUUUGACAAGAAGGGAAAUACUACCUAUUUUGAAAAGAAGAAAACAGAAUUGUACCAGGAGUUGGGUCUUCAAGCUCGAGAUCUAAGAUUUCAGCAUGUGAUGAGCAUUGCAACCAGGAACAACAGGAUCAUCAUGAGAAUGGAGUUCUUGAAGGCUGUCAUAACACCAGAGUUUCUUCUGAUACUAGAUUAUCGUAAUUUAAGUCUGGAACACUGGCUCCUCAAUGAACUAGCAUCUCAGCUGGCUGGGGAAGGUCAACUAGUCACAUAUUCCCUGCCCUUUGAAUUCCGAGCCAUAGAAGCAAUCCUGCAGUACUGGAUCAGCAAACUGCAGGGAAGACUUAACACUUUGCAGCCUCAGAUCCUUGAGACACUGGAAGCCCUAGUGGAUCCCAAGCUUUUAUCUGUGGAUAGGAGUAAACUACACAUUCUUCUGCAAAAUGGCAAGAGCUUGUCAGAACUGGAAACAGAUCUUAAAGUUUUCAAAGAAACGAUUCUGGAGAUCUUAGAUGACGAAGAAGUAAUAGAAGAACUUUGUCUAUCUAAAUGGACUGAUCCACAAGUAUUUGAGGAGAGUAUGUCUGGGAUUGACCAUGCAGAGGAAAUGGAGCUGCUGUUGGAGAAUUAUUACAGACAAGCAGAAGAUCUUUUAAAUGAUGCUCGUGAACUCAGAGUACUGAUUGACGACUCAGAAAGCAUCAUCUUUAUCAACUUGGACAGCCACCGUAAUGUGAUGAUGAGGCUGAACUUGCAGCUGACUAUGGGGACGUUCUCUGUCUCUCUCUUUGGACUCAUAGGAGUUGCAUUUGGUAUGAACUUGGAGUCGUCUCUUGAAGAGGACCCCAGGAUAUUUUGGUUGGUGACAGGGAUUAUGUUUCUGGGCAGUGGUCUCAUCUGGCGGCGCUUGCUUUCCUUCCUUGGGCGGCACCUGGAUCCUCCGCUGCCUCCUCACGUUCCUGCAGUUUUGAAAAAAUCCCAACCAGCAGCUGGAAGAGUGGAGAUAAAGACCAGCCUGAAAGGAGAAACAUUUGGGCUGAGCAGAAGCACAUUAACAAACCAGUAGGAACAGCGGGAAUGAAGAGACUUUUGUUGUUACAGGGUGGACUUUGGACACUUUCCUUAUAUUUGUUCUUUACUGAAAAAAAUUUCUAAACUUGCUAAUUUAAUAUAUAUAUUUUGUGCCAAAAACAUACAAUGAAAUUUUUAAUGCUCACGCACAUAAGGAGAGAAACACAAGGGAAGAUAAAAAAAUGCUUUCUACAGUAGUUUCACCUCCAGCCCGUGUAUGUGCCUUUAGUUUUCUGUAUCACAUACAUGUACUUUUUGGGCAUUCUCAUUUUUAGUGUUUCUGUCAAAUACUGCUUCGCUUAAUGACCUUUCUUACAGAGAACAGAAUUUUUGGCUUAAAGAAGGACAGCGGUCAGCACUGAUCAAUAAUUCUGGUUCUGAACUGCAGAUUUAGGAAUCUGACUUCAAAGAAAAAUCAAUCCACCCCAAGAGUGGCUUCUUGAAUGGCUUUUUUAGACCCUAUUUAAUUGCAGAGAACAGGUUUUCCAAAGCAAAAAGCAUACAUUCAUCUCUUGUGAAGCAUGACUUCUAGAUUGGCAGCAGUGAGAAAAAAGGAGCAAUAAAAGGCUUUGAAUUGUA
This is a messenger RNA of Oenanthe melanoleuca, 1978 nucleotides long. RefSeq names its product magnesium transporter MRS2 (gene MRS2). Gene Ontology annotation, cellular component: mitochondrial inner membrane. Gene Ontology annotation, biological process: mitochondrial magnesium ion transmembrane transport. Gene Ontology annotation, molecular function: magnesium ion transmembrane transporter activity. The transcript has 11 exons. Bases 54 to 1394 code for a protein of 446 amino acids. NCBI's taxonomy places the organism in Eukaryota, Metazoa, Chordata, Aves, Passeriformes, Muscicapidae. The record is from RefSeq and is a predicted model, not a curated record.